GCUAGUCCACGUUGUGUUCCUAACCUAUGUUGUGUGUAUUGACAAACAAAAGAUCAAAAUCAUCCCAAAUAUGGAAGAAAUGAUGUUUACUACUCGAGCGUGAUUUAAUUUUUCUUUUAGUGUCAUCAGUGUGAUAUUCUGAAUGUUUAUUAUCAUUUAGUGUUAUUUACAUUCUCUAUCGCAUGACGUGAUUUUAUUGCCAGUCUUAUUUAACUGCCAGUCCAUUUUUCAAUUUAUUGGCAUAAGCUCGUGUCGUAAUUAGAUCGGUAUGUGCAAAAAUGAAUUCGCCAAGUUGCACUCUCAAAGAAAAAUUAUUAACAGCUUUAAAAAAUAAUAAACUGACUGCAGAAUGCGAGAAUAUUGCUUCAGAGUUGAAAAAAGGAGAUAUCAAGCUCUACAAUUUUGUAGAGGGUCUACAACCGCUCCUUACAAACGAAGAUGUCGCACUACGGAAGCAAAGCGUUGAGGCUCUAUCAGCUUUACUAGCUAGUAUCCCAAGGGAUUUUCUCAGUGAAGCAGAACUUAGCUUCAUUGUGGAAUUUUAUUGCGAUCGUUUGAAGGACAACUAUAUUUUUUUAUCUGCGACAUUGAAUGGCAUCUUAACGAUAGUACAAAUGAAAAAUCUUCCAGAAAACGCCCCAGUGCGUUUAUUCACCACAAUGUUUCAGCAUGUUCAGUGUCAAACACUUUUACUUCCAGUUCGACAAGUUAUGUACAGUAUAUUUGAGACAAUGUUAGGAUGCAACUUCUUUAAUCUAAAGUCCCUUGGACAAGAUAUAGUUUAUGGCUUCAUUAAUUCUAUUGAUGGCGAAAGUGAUCCUAGGAAUCUCCUUAUGCUGUUUCGCAUGAUCCCAAACUUCGUCAAAGCAUUUUCAUUGGGGCAUUUAACCGAAGAAAUGUUUGAAGUUAUCGCUUGUUAUUUUCCAGUGCAUUACAAUACGCCUAAGACCGAAGGAUGUGGAAUCACUCGCGAAGAUUUGGCAGAAGCGUUAGCUCCAUGUUUAUGUGCGAUUCCUGAAUUUGCUGAGUUUUGUCUACCACUCUUGGUAGAAAAAAUUGGCUCUAAUUUUAAAGUAGCCAAAUUAGAUUCAUUGAACGUGUUGUCUCAAGGAGCUGUUACCUUCGGAGUAAAAGGUUUGGAGCCACAUUUACGAGAAAUCUGGCAAGCUUUGCAACGAGAGAUUAUGCAGAAUGAUGAUUGCGUAGUGAGAAGCUUCGCUUUAAGGACAACGACAUCAUUAAUGAAAGUUUUGAAGGAAGACAAAGUCGCAUGUUGCAAUUUUGUUGAUGAAAUCAUUGCAAAUGCAAAAUGGACGAUGUGCAACGCACGGACUAGUGUCAUUAAAAAUGCAAAGGAACUUUUGAAAGCUGUAGCGAUGUCGAGUGAAGAAAUGUGUGCACAAGUGAUUCGCGCUGUUUUACCCUUGUGCCUUUUACAGUAUACUUCCAAGAAUAAUUUAGAAGAGAAAUUGUUUUUAAUGGACACUUUCAAUAGCUUCAUUCUUAUUGCAUCUGAGUAUGGACUUUCAAUCAAAAAGUUAGCGUUGACAGAUGUACCAUCAUUCUACUUAGAAGAAUUAAAUACCAAAGUUCCUGAAGUCCAAACCAAAGUGUUACAAGGACUCAUUGCGCAGAGGGAAUAUUUAAACGAAACGCAACGUGUGACGCUCUACGAAAAAGUCUUGAAUGAAAUUGAAACCGGCUGUGACAAUGCGUUAGCAGCUUUUCAUGUUUGUCUGUAUAGCUUUGCUGAAUCUUAUCCCAUUGAGGUCCUAAAAACAAUCAACAGCAGAUUCAACAUAAACGACCAUAAUGUAACAACGGGAACUAUAACUAGAAGAAUUGAAGCCUUGACAAUGGUAGCUAAAAUACCAAAAGUAGGUUGCGAAAUUCUUCCAAAACUCAUUGAUACCGCUACUUCACAAAAUAUUGAAGUAAGUCUCGCAGCACUUUCUUGUCUUCGAAAAUUGCUCACCAUUGAAAUAACUGAUUUCGAUAUACACAGAUUUUUGGAUAAACGUGACACUAUAAAUAGGCUUCUAGCCACCAGUAUUCCACGUUCUGAUCAAUGGACGUAUUUAGUAUCGAAUAUCAGUAGAUUAAUAAUAAGAAAAAUGAACGCUCAGGAACAAAAAGCAGCUCUGGAAGGAUAUAACAGAGUUUUGGAGGGAGUCAUUUCAGAUAGUGAUGUCUGUUUGAUAAACGGAGUUUUAAUAUCUUUGCAUCCAGAUGUUGAAUUAAGAAGCAAUGUACUUGUCAAGAAUUUAUACGAAGUAGCAGUAAAGAGCCAGAUCUCUGUCACUAGAGUCGCCGCUUGCAAGUUAAUCGCAGCUAUAAUUAACAAGAUGAAGGACAAUAAGAAGUGUGAACACAUACUACAGUUUUUGAAAGAAAAUAUCAGUGGCUGUUUAGAAUCAAAUGAGAUAAAAAUUGAGAAUAAGAAGGCACAUUGUGUUUUACUUAGAUGGUUGACAAAGUCUGUUGUUAUGAAAGGAACUGCGAAUUCUCAGGAAUUCCUGGAUUAUCAAAUUAAGGUGUUGAAGAAUCCACAAGUUGGAGAAUUUGUCGCAAAUGAAUUUAGCGCAUUGGUGGAUAAGUGUGAUGAUACACUGACUAAAGAUAACUUUUGCCAAGUUAAAAUAUUGUAUAAGCAGAGAAUAUUUGAAAACAUCAUUAAGGAGAGCAAUAACGCAUCCCUUGAAUACAAGAAAAAUUAUGUGACGUCUUGCAUUCGCAUGGCAGAGGAGGCUCCAGUGGAAUUAGUGUUACUUUACUUAAAGCAGCUAGUUCCCUGCUUUGUCGAAACCUUGGAUGAUGAUCAAAUACUCUCGUCAACUUUAACUGUGUUACAAUCAUCGUUGGAAACAGGAAACGAUGUUUUUGUCUUGCACGCCCAGUACUUAAUUUCCAAAUUCUCAGAUCUCUCUUCACAUAAACAAAUGAAAAUUAGAAUGACAGCAUUAAAGUGUUUGAUAAGCUACGCUCAGUAUCCCUCUGAGGUAAUUUUACCAUUCAAAUUAGACGUUCUCGAAAAAUUGCAUCCUGUUACUGAUGAUAAGAAGCGACUAGUUAGGAAGAUUGCUGUGAAGGCGCGAAUGAAAUGGUUCCUGAUUGAAUUUCCAGCAGAUUUGAAAACUCAAUAACCUAAUAAACGAAUCACUAUUUUUCGUUCAUGUUUUUGGAUAAACGUAUUGAAAAAACAGCAGAGAUUAGGCUGCAAAUGUUUUGUGUGCAUAUUUUAGUUCAUAAAUUUACGCAUUCACAAAUUGUAUUUUAAAAUAUGACUAAAAUUACGCAAAGAUGUUGCAUUAAACUAAUUACGCAAAUAUGUUGCAUUAAAUUAUCUUUUGUUGUCAUAAACUCAUUUUGGUCAAUAAAGUGAGAUGCCAUCCUAUGGUCUUAGGGUUACGAAUUGUAUUAUCCAGCUAUUGAUAGGUAAACAAUUUUAUUCAAGCAAAUAGUAGUACACAUCUAGAAAUUUGCCGUUAAAUUAGGAAUUUUUGUACAAGUCUUUGAUGAAAUACAUAGUGAAAGUUGUAAACCAA
This is a messenger RNA of Belonocnema kinseyi, 3545 nucleotides long. RefSeq names its product MMS19 nucleotide excision repair protein homolog (gene Mms19). Gene Ontology annotation, cellular component: cytosolic [4Fe-4S] assembly targeting complex. The record is from RefSeq and is a predicted model, not a curated record. The coding region runs from base 279 to 3143 and encodes 954 amino acids. Gene Ontology annotation, biological process: iron-sulfur cluster assembly. The transcript has 9 exons. Lineage: Eukaryota; Metazoa; Arthropoda; Insecta; Hymenoptera; Cynipidae.